Molecule: messenger RNA, 3126 nt
Organism: Thunnus maccoyii (southern bluefin tuna)
Lineage: Eukaryota; Metazoa; Chordata; Actinopteri; Scombriformes; Scombridae
Gene: larp4b
Product: La ribonucleoprotein 4B
Exons: 17
Coding region: 805-3126 (773 amino acids)
Biological process (GO): positive regulation of translation
Cellular component (GO): cytosol; cytoplasmic stress granule
Molecular function (GO): mRNA 3'-UTR binding
Source: RefSeq, a predicted model, not a curated record
ACACUCCUUUACAGAUGGUGGCGGUAAUGCACCCAUAAGCUAAUUACCAACCGCCGUUAAACAACAACAGAAGAAGAAGAAGAAGAAGUCUGACUGGCCCGUUUCCUGAGUGAUCCCUCCGCCUCCGAAUAGACGAUCUUUGAGCUGCACACGAAAGGGAAAGCAAAGCGACUUCUCCAUUCCGGGAUCCUCUCUCGUCUUCAACAGUAAUGAGUGUUUGAGCGAUCGGAAGCGUUUUAAAAAGACGAGUCACGUUUUACUCCUCGGUUUUUUUUUCUCGGUCGGUGUUAGAUUCUGUUUUUUUCCCUCCCCCUCCCGUAGAGACGUUGCUGUUGACCGUGAGGAAUCUGCUUCGCGUGAUCUUUUUUUCCCAGCCGCCAGAUUUACAUCGAGUACACAAAGUUGAUCGGGCAAGCUAGCUAGCUAGCCACGUAGCUAACUUGCUAACUAGCUUGCAGUGCUGAUCCGGGAGUGUGUGUUUUUUUUAGCAAACAUUUUUCGGGGGCGUCGUUUUGUCAGUUCACUGCUUACUCGUCUUGGCUAUCUCCCCUGAAAGCUGAAGACUAUUUGCGGCUUGGUUUAGUGAGGUAAACCGGUUGUUCCCAGCUAGCGUGCUCGAUAUAGCCUGCUAGCUAAUACCCUGCGUAUUUAGCCUGGAAGCCAACAACUGAAGGCCUCAGUCAGCCUCCAACACAUAUCAGCUGCAGCUCACACCAGAGUACUUGCAUUGCCGUGCAGUCAGAGUUGACAGCUUCUUUGGUGACACAGAGACUUCUCCCUGAGGAGCCAAGAAGCAGACGGCUCAUGACUUCUGACCAGGACACAAAAGUUGUCGCUGAACCACAGGUGCAGCAAGUACAAGAGGCAAAAGAGAGCUCUCAUUUGGAAUCCGCCAAGGUUUCAGACCUCAACCCCAAUGCGAAAGCAUGGGCCAACCACAUGUUUAGCCUGGACCCCAGCGGGAGUGCCGACACCACAACUGCUGCCUUGCAGCCAUGGAAGGAAGGCUGCGAUAGUUCGGCCGACCCCGGCCCAGAAGGCUAUGAAGCCAGUGAGGACAAGGCUUACAAGGAGCCCCUACUAACCGACCCAGAUGAGCCUCCACCGGUACCAGUAAUGCUGGCCGAGCCGGCCCCCGUGGCCCCCGUCACACUGGAGUGCUCUGAGCCAGCCUACACAGAAUACCCCGAGACUGGGCAAACAGGCAGCGAUCCCCAGCCAGAGAAUCUCCAGGAAGGCUUGAGGGAGCACCUGAAGAAGACUCUGGAGUUCUGUCUCUCCCGGGAGAAUCUGGCCAGCGACAUGUACCUCAUCUCCCAGAUGGACAGCGACCAAUACGUGCCAAUCGUGACGGUGGCCAACCUGGACCACGUCAAAAAGCUCAGCACCGACGUGGAGCUGAUCGUGGACAUUUUACGAUCUCUGCCAUUGGUCCAGGUGGAUGAGAAGGGGGAGAAGGUGCGACCCAAUCAGAACCGCUGCAUCGUGAUCCUCCGAGAGGUUCCAGAGAGCACGCCCAUAGAGGAGGUUGAGGCUCUUUUUAAAGGCGACAACCUGCCCAAGUUCAUCAACUGUGAAUUUGCCUACAAUGACAACUGGUUCAUCACCUUUGAAUCAGAAGCAGAUGCACAGCAGGCAUAUCAGUAUCUCCGCGAGGAGGUGAAGACCUUCCAGGGGAAGCCUAUUAAGGCGAGGAUAAAGGCGAAGGCAAUCGCUAUCAACACUUUCAUGCCAAAGAACGGUUAUCGGCCGGUGGAGGUGAACCCGUACGCCCAGCAGCGCUACACAUCCUACUACAUCCCGCCGGUUUACAGCCCGCAGCAGCAGUUCCCCCUGUACAGCCUCAUCACGCCGCAGGCCUGGUCGGCCACACACAGCUUCAUCGACCCCACGCUGGUUGCCCCAUUUCACAACAACCAGUUCAUCAACGGAUUUACCACAUCACACAGUUUUAAACCAGCGACGUCUCCCCUCACUGUCAGACACUACUCACCCAGGAACAGGAAUCACAGUAAACCUCACCUGAGGCCGACCGUCCCCACAGCGGACCGAAGCACCGGUCUCCUGGACAGCCCGGGUCUCUUCCCCACUUUCCCCAACGAGAGGCUGAACGGGGUUCGAAGCAGCCCGCCGACACGACUCCCCACCAGCCAGCCCAGAACCAGGUUACCCUCCACCGCGGCCUUCCCACGCAGGGACACCGUGGGCACGGGACGAGUAACCGAGCCCGCCACCACAGACUACUCCCUGGGAGUGGGAAGAGGAAGGAAAAAUAUUUCUGCUUCUAGGAAAAAGAGGGACGAAAAGUUUACAAGAGUGACGCCUCAGUCGCCGCCUCCUCCUCCCAAACCUCCGUCUCCGAGCUUCGAGUUGGGUCUCUCCAGCUUCCCUCCCCUGCCCGGAGCGGCCGGACAGCUCAAAACAGACGACGUCUUCGACAACCGGCUGGCCAGCAGCGUAGUUGUCGGAACCAUCAAAGAACGGAAUGUAAGUGCUGACUCCAGUACCGGAGGAGCCCUCUCUCCAGCGGGCCCCAAAGAGCCUCUUCGACCUUCCACCUCCCCGAUGCCCACAAGCUUCCAGCCCUCGCCGACCACCCCGAUCCCGGCCUCCGGGCCUCCGACACUGACCCCGGCCGCCGGACCUCCGCACAGUCCCGCCCCCUCCCUCCUCCCAGCAACGGAGGUGAAGGUGACGGAGGUGAAGCCGAAGGAGGCGCAGUUAUCUGUGGAGCGAGUUCCCGGCACUCUGUCCACCGCAAGCAAAUCAGUGCAAGUCAACGGUGCUGCCACGGAGCUGAGGAAGCCCUCCUACGCAGAGAUCUGCCAGCGGGUGAAGGACACCCCGACAUUACAGCAACCGCCGACCCCUAAGGAAGCCAAGCCAGCAUGCGCCGCCUCCGCAGGCGAGGAGAGGAAGUGCCCGGACGCCUCCAUCCCGGCAGGGGAGGCCAAAACCAGAGAGACAUACCCCACCUCCUCCAAAACGGGCUCGGCGGCCGUCACCCCGGGCAGACCCCCGCGGGAGGCCCGAAGGCCGGCCGGGCGGUGGGCCUCCCCGCCCCCACACCCAGGGAAAACCCCCAGCAAAGAUCCACAUCACACCCCGCCCAAAUCCCCCCAGUAG